Halichondria panicea is the source of this 2502-nucleotide messenger RNA. RefSeq names its product nucleolar MIF4G domain-containing protein 1-like. Gene Ontology annotation, biological process: ribosomal small subunit biogenesis. The record is from RefSeq and is a predicted model, not a curated record. NCBI's taxonomy places the organism in Eukaryota, Metazoa, Porifera, Demospongiae, Suberitida, Halichondriidae. Gene Ontology annotation, molecular function: RNA binding; protein binding. Gene Ontology annotation, cellular component: nucleolus. The transcript is spliced from 14 exons. Bases 70 to 2433 code for a protein of 787 amino acids.
UGAUUAGGCGAUCUUUACCAGCCACGUGGUAUGCUUCUCAGCUUUUCAAGGCUUUUGUAAGUCUUUGUAAUGUUUUCUAGCAAGUCUCCUUCGUCCAAGGCUCGGACUAAAAAGCCCUUGUCCCGGAAACAGCGGAGAAAACAAGAGAGAGCUGACAAAAAGCAAAAGAAAACUGGUCAAUUUCUGAAAAGCCAAGAGUUUAUACUCCAACCUUCCUCGGCUUCUCCGGCUCCAAAAAAGAGCUCCACUCAUCAGAAUGAUAGAAAACGUCCCAUACCUUCAAAGCCCAAAGUGUCCCAUUCAGAGCAGCACGAGUCUGGUCUAGCCAGGCUGCAUCGUAAGAGGACUGUGGAGGUCCCCAACACACGGGACGAUAUCGAGAUAUCAAGAUUGGAGAAGCUACUCAAAAUUAAGAAAAAGAAAUUACCCACGUCUUUCAAAGAUGAAGGAUUGGAUUAUAUUCUGGACCUCACUGACAAGUCGGGACAGUUUGACUGGGGGACACUGAGCUCAGGCAGUGACCGUGACAACUGUGAUUCUGAACCUGAAGAAAUCUCACAUCCUCGAAAGAAACGUAAGUCCACAAAGACCUCGCCUCACAAGGACACAACACCGUCCUCUGAUAAAACUGGCCACAAAACUGUAAGAUUUGAUGUUCCCUACGAAAGCGAUGCAGAGGGGUCAGAGGAUAACGAGGGGACAGAGGACAACGAGGGGACAGAGGAUAGUGACGAAUAUGCAGAUAUUGGAAAUGAAGACUGUGAUGGUUCGUCUGAUACCAUGGACGAGAGUGAUCUCGAUCUCGAUGGAGAGACUGAUAUCAAUAUCAAUGAAGUUAAAAUCAGUGAUGCUGUUGAUGCUAGUGAUGGCGGGAAGUCUUGUGAGGAUGGUGGGGUCAAGUAUGUUCCUCCUCACAUGAGAGUAAAGCUUGGAGAUAAAGACAGAGAGAAGAUUGCCAGGCUUCAGAAACAAGUUCAAGGUCUUGUCAACAGGUUGAGUGAGGCUAACAUGAAGUCCAUCACAACCCAACUAGAACAGCUGUACAGGGAACAGAGCAGAAAUGACAUGAACUCGGUCCUCAGUGAUGUGUUGCUGAGACUGUGUGCGACAGCUGCCAGACUCACCGACCGGUUUGCCAUGGAACAUGCCAUGUGUGUAGCUGUACUACACUCUCAUGUCGGACAGGAAGUGGGUGCCUUUAUGGUUCAAAAGAUGGCUCAAAGACUCGAUGUUCUUCUCAAGGAAUCCCCACACACCUACUCCACGAAGGAGUGCUCGUGUGUGCUCAUGAUUAUUUCCAUUCUCUAUAAUUACAGGGUGAUCCACUGUGGUUUGAUAUACGAUAUCAUCAGACGGUUAUUAGAAGCCCUCUCAGAGAGAAAUAUCGAACUGCUUCUAAUAUUACUAAAACAUACGGGUAUGGAGAUAAGAAGAGAUGAUGCGUCUUCACUGAAGGACAUUAUUUUGCUGAUUCAGCAGAAAGCUGCUUCUACUGAGAGCCCAUUGGGACAAUCGUCACGAGUGAAGUUCAUGCUUGAGACGAUUUCAGCCCUGAAGACCAACAAUGCACGCAAGAUUCCGAACUAUGACCCCUCCCUUCUGGAGCACAUGAAGAAACUCCUGCGGGGGUCAGUAAGGUCAACUGCCUCUUUGGAUGACGGGCAACUGAAGGUCUCUUUCAGUGACCUGCUAAAAGCCGAAACUCAUGGUCGUUGGUGGAUUGUGGGUUCAGCCUGGUCUGGACGAGACUCCACCCCUCAUGAUGCCCCACUCCCGCAAGUCCACACGGAGACAUGGGUACUGGAGUUAGCUCGUAGGCAGAGGAUGACCACUGACAUCAGGAAGACAGUGUUCUCUGUCAUUAUGACCAGUGAGGACUUUGCUGAUGCAUUUGAGAAGCUAGUUAAGCUGGGAUUAAAGGAGGUACAAGAGAGGGAGAUGAUCCAUGUGCUGCUCGACUGUUGCCUUCAGGAGAGAGCUUACAAUCCUUACUAUGCAUUCUUGGGGCAGAAGCUCUGUGAAUACAACCACAGUCAUCAGGUGACAUUUCAGUAUUCUCUGUGGGAUCGUUUCAAAGUGUUGGAGUCUUCGUCCAAGCUCAAUAGAGCCAACCUGGUCAAGCUGCUCUCUCACCUCAUCUCCACCAAAGCCCUCUCUAUUGCAGUGCUCAGGGUGGUGGAGUUUGUGGAGUUAGGUCCAAUUGGAGUCAAGUUUUACAAGUCGCUAUUGACUGGAUUACUGUGUGACCACCGACAAGAAACAGUGGUGGCUGUGUUUGCAAGAGUGACUCCAUUGACCCACCUGAAGGCAUUCAGGGACAAGCUACUAGUCUUCAUGACACAAUACUUAGUGAGAAAAAAUAGCUCUGUACUGUUAAAAGAACGAUUGGAGAUAGUAGAGAAAUCGAUGAGAACAGAUGGUCACUUAUUUUAAGCCAUUUUUGGAUACAAUAAUUAUUUUUGGUAAUGGCAUGCUUAUUUCAUGGAUUAAACUCUGUGUAAA